Branchiostoma floridae (Florida lancelet) is the source of this 1324-nucleotide messenger RNA. RefSeq names its product methylthioribulose-1-phosphate dehydratase-like. Gene Ontology annotation, molecular function: metal ion binding; methylthioribulose 1-phosphate dehydratase activity. Bases 37 to 804 code for a protein of 255 amino acids. The transcript is spliced from 8 exons. Lineage: Eukaryota; Metazoa; Chordata; Leptocardii; Amphioxiformes; Branchiostomatidae. Gene Ontology annotation, cellular component: cytoplasm. The record is from RefSeq and is a predicted model, not a curated record.
AGACUUUACACCUCCACGAAUCUUCAAGCUGAAGCCAUGAAUGCUGCAACAUCCCAGCAACAAGGACCCAUCUCAAGCCAAAAGGAUGCAAAAUGUGAUGACCACCCCCAAGACUGGAGUGAGAAUGGCCCAGAGCACCCCAGGCACCUGAUUCCUGCACUCCUCCGACAGUUUUAUCACCUGGGAUGGGUCGCUGGCACUGGAGGGGCAUUCAGCAUUAGGCUUGGAGAUGAAAUCUACAUUGCACCAUCAGGGGUCCAGAAGGAACGCAUACAGCCUGAUGACAUGUUUGUGUGUAAUAUGGAUGGAGAGGACAUCUCCUGCCCUCCCCCUAGCAAGAACCUGAAGAAGAGCCAGUGUACCCCGCUGUUUAUGAAUGUCUACACAAUGAGAGGUGCAGGAGCAGUGAUCCACACCCACUCCAAGGCUGCUGUCAUGGUAACACUGUUGAACCCUGGGAAGGAGUUCCGAAUCACCCAUCAGCAGAUGAUCAAGGGCAUUAGAAGGGGAAAGUCAGGAGGGAACUACAGGUACUUUGAUGAGCUGGUUGUACCUAUUAUGGAGAACGCACCUGAAGAAAAUGAUCUUAAGGACCGUAUGGUACGUGCCAUGGAGGAGUACCCAGAAUCCUGUGCGGUGUUGGUGCGGAGACACGGGGUGUACGUGUGGGGAGACACGUGGGAGAAGGCAAAGAGCAUGUGUGAAUGUUAUGACUACCUGUUUGACGUUGCUGUACAGAUGAAACAGUUUGGCCUGGACCCUGCCCAAAAGCCUGACCCUGCUGUGGAGAAAGGCAUUGUUUGAACCACAGGAUACAUACAUGGACUUCCACUCUAUCAUAUUGGCAAGAUUGAUGUGCAAGAUAACUGUUUAAUGUGGAAAUUUUCACAGAGGUUUGAAUGUUACAUCUGUAGUGCUUAAUCUUUGAUAAAAACAUUCCCUCGAAAACAUAUUAUGUCUUUCAGAACACAUGCAUCCAUAAUCACCCAGGGGUAUUCAAGUGUCUUUAAAUUCAACCUCAUUGUAGAUGAUAUCACAGUGAGUUAGUUGGUAUGACAAAAAUGACAUUGAUAACACUGUCUUCUACAUUACCAUAAUGAGGCAAUAAAUUACAUGUGUAUACAAACUGCAGUUCACUGCGAUUGGCCCAUUCACAAGCAAGAGUUAUUUCUAUGCCUAAAACAAAACUUAUCCCAGGAACAGAACACAAUACACCCAUAACCAAGCAUACCUGUCCUUGGUGCUGAACACCAUACACCCAUAACUGAGCAUACCUGUCAUUGGUGCUGAACACCAUGCACCCAUAACCAAGCACACUUGUCCU